Molecule: messenger RNA, 3232 nt
Organism: Vigna radiata var. radiata (mung bean)
Lineage: Eukaryota; Viridiplantae; Streptophyta; Magnoliopsida; Fabales; Fabaceae
Product: protein CHROMATIN REMODELING 5-like
Exons: 9
Coding region: 2315-2815 (166 amino acids)
Biological process (GO): nucleosome organization; regulation of transcription by RNA polymerase II
Cellular component (GO): nucleus; chromatin
Molecular function (GO): chromatin binding; DNA binding; ATP binding
Source: RefSeq, a predicted model, not a curated record
UGAUAUCUCUAGUUCUAUAUCCACUUUUAUUUUUUAAACGUUUUGGUUUUGUUCUGGAGCUUAGUCCUUCUUUAAUGGUCUUCUUAGGCCUUUUGAAUAAAAAUAAUAUAAAAAAAAAGAAUGGUAUGUUGUCUGCAUUCUCGUAUGAUUUUGGAGUUUACUUGCACUAUUGCUGUGAGGGAAAUUGGAAACAAUGAUUAGGGAACAUGUGACNAAUAUUGCCUAGUAUUUUUUCAUUCGAGGUCUGCCUUCCCCUGUACAUUUAACAUCCUUUCGGUGGAUCUUAUGUUUUCCUUCGGAAGUGGAGCAGUUUUCUUGCUAUAUUGUUAUCACAAUAAAGAAAAAAGUAGAGAGAAUAUCUUGCCAUAUCCAACUUUUACUGCAGUGCGUUAUGUUUUCACUUUUGUAUAGAUAUAGCUAGAUGAAAUUUAAUUCUGACCAAGCUGAUGUUCUUGUGUGCAUGAUAAGGGUAUUGUCAUAUCCCCUCUUCUUCCUACCCCCAAUUCUCCUGCAGUCUCCUCUUCAUUUCUGUCUAUAUUAUGAUGACUGGGCCUGCUUUUACGUUAUUUUGGUUGUUCAAGUAUUUUCAAAAUAUGCAUUGGCAUAUGCCAGGUGGCUGCCUGCUUUUGGGUAUAAUUUAACUAUGCAGAUGAAUUUACCUGCNUUAAUAUGUAUCUGCAAGUCAUUUCAUUGUUAUAUUCUAAAACAGAACCCAGGUUGUCUAAACUCUUCUGGUCAGACUCUUGCCAGUUUACAAUUCUAGGUAGAGAAAGUAAGUUAAUCCAUGGUCUANCUCGUUUCUGUAUAAAAUGUGGUAAAUUCUCACAACAAGCUUGAGUCAAGAAACAAGUUUGCGAUAUUUUCUCCAACUGAACUUUGCUUCCAAUUGGCCUCAUAGUGUUAUUGUUUUCUUAGGGAGAUAAAAUGUAGAAUUAAUGUUGUGUUAAUAGUAUCGUGUAAUAUGUUUUUAGUAGGUUUUUAAUAUUAGUUUUUAUGAUAAUUAAACGUAUAACUGAAAACUCUACUGCUCUAUGUAGACCUUCAAGUUUGACUACCUUGCGUAAAUAGAACUACCUGUUCAUGAUUCAUUUAAUUUGUUUUAUUUAAUAAUUGAUAAAUCUAACAAUAGUAGUGGUGGUGGAGGAAGUAAUUGAAAUAAUCUCUUUGCUGUGAUGCAUCAAACGAAUUUGUCUUGGACGACAUAUCUGUAAAGUGUUUAAUGUAGGUUGAAAGAGUGAUUAUAAGUUAGAAUGGUUGUUUAUUGGUUCAACUAAUAAUCCUGUUUAUUGGUUAAAUGGUAAUUCAAUAUAAGUCACUCAUUAGUGAGUGUUUGCAACUUAUUUAUUAUGCCAUGCUGAAUAAGACAAAAACACAAGGAUCCCACAGUCUGUAUCCCUUUUUCCUUAAAAUAGUCUUAUUUAUAGAAUUUCACUAAUAUAAUACACAAACACACACACAUAUCACAAUCAUAAUUUUUUUAUAAUCAUUUUUUAGUUUUUUUUAUAAUUUUAGUCUUAAUCGACACCCAAAUCAGAUAUUUGUCUUAUUCAACACACUUAUUUAUGAAAUUACAAAUUGGCAAAAGUUGAGGAGGCAACGAUUGAAAGAAUCUCUAAAUAUGAUGACUUGUUUUGUCACUAUUACCCUAAUUAUAUCUCUAUACUCAAUGCUUUUCUGGUGAUUGUUGGUGUAUUAUUAUGCUGUUUCACUUUUGUUAGACAUAUGAUUUGGUUAUAUUAGAGAUAUGAUUUCAUUACAUUAAAAAAGGAGAUAUGAUAUGGUAGGGAAAUAUCUCAUCGAUCUGUGACUUGUUUUGUCACUAAUCCUUUGAAUAACUACUUAUAACAGCUGGAUAANUCUGAUCUUCAAGAGAAAUUUGUUAUAGGCACAAAAGUUCAGGCAGUUUGGAGUGAAGAUGGGGAGUGUUAUGAUGCUACAAUCGGGGCUUAUACACCAAAAUAAAGAAGAGGGGUAUUUUUCCACACCUAGGAAAAUAGUGGGUGGAGGGAUUGAGUUAUAAAGGUGUGAUCAAACUCCAAACUUUACAUAAGCUCGUGAGGCUUUCGUAAAAUCAAUUUGUAGAUUCAACUGGUUGAUCCUGCAANUAUAAGGCCAAUUCAAGAAGGUUCUGUAGAUGCUUUGUUAGAAGCUGAGCGAGUCGCGCAGGCUACAAAACAGGCUAUCAAUCGGAAAAUUGCACAAGCUGCAUCAAUUGAUUUACAGUCUCGCAGUCUACCUGCCAAAAUUCGUAUAGAGGCUGAUGAUCCUGAGGAUGUGAUGGAGCAACUUGAAGUCACACAAAAUAAGCGGCAAAAUGCUUGGCAGCAAUUCCAGUCAACCAAACCCAACAAUUGAGGCNGUGAAUCAAUUUUACCACCCUCAAUCCAUUCUACCACCUUCUCUGAUAUCAGUCUUGAGCUCAUCAACAUCAGAUGGAGAAUUGGAUUUCUUAAGGAAACGACAAGUAGUGUGGGAGGAAUCCUUGCGGGACCUAUAUUAUAUGCUUAGGAAGGACAUUUGUAGCCUUUUCUAUGCAAGUUUGCGAAAGCUUGAGGAACAACCUGAGUGGUUGAAGGGUGGAAAGCUCCGUGAUUAUCAACUAGAGGGUCUGAACUUUCUUGUUAACAGUUGGAGAAAUGAUACAAAUGUCAUUUUAGGUGAUGAAAUGGGCCUUGGAAAAAUUGUUCAGUCAGUCUCGAUGCUUGGUUUUCAUCAGAGAAUGCCCAGCAAAUCCAUGGUCCUUUUCUUGGAGUUGUUCCGCUCUCCACUUUAUCAAAUUGGGCCAAAGAAUUCAGGAAGUGGCUUCCUGAAAUGAAUAUUAUCAUAUAUGUUGGUACUCGAGCUAGUCGAGAGGUGAGUCAUAUUGGUUUAUGUGCAAAUGAAGCUAUAAAAUCUGUUGAUAUGUAGUACAUUUUCAGUGGAUUGUCUUACUAGAUUGCAAAUAUGUAUGUGAAUAAAUGAAUUAUUAAAGCAUGUUGGGGGGUUAUGUGGAAAACUCUAACUGAAUUUUAUUUGCUUGUUAGCUGUGAUGAUUUUAUAAUGGUAGGUGUUUAGGGUUUAUGAUAGUUAGUAUAUGAGAGGAGAGGGAAGAGUAAGUAGUUAGUUGUCGGCUUAACUGUUUUGACCAAGGUUGUCAAACUCGAGAGUUUAUGUAAACUCGUGAGAGUCUAGUAAACUCGACUCGUAAACUCUACGAGUUUACUUUACAUGAAAAAAAAAUAUAAAUAACAUC